Molecule: messenger RNA, 1170 nt
Organism: Tuber melanosporum (Perigord truffle)
Lineage: Eukaryota; Fungi; Ascomycota; Pezizomycetes; Pezizales; Tuberaceae
Exons: 4
Coding region: 1-1170 (389 amino acids)
Biological process (GO): arachidonate metabolic process
Cellular component (GO): membrane
Source: RefSeq, a predicted model, not a curated record
AUGUCUGAUAUCGGUUUACUUUCCACAUGCCAGUUGCUUACCUUCUCCUUAUCUAGAGGUGGUGUAAGGUCGAUAGUUCAACUUACUAUUCUUCAAGAGCUAGAAAUAUCUAUCGGCCUUGAGGUAAAUAUUGUAGACUUCUUUGAUUUAAUCAUUGGAACUAGCGGUGGUGGGAUCGUAGCAGCUGGGCUUGGUAUUAGGAAAUUUGGGGUCCAAAAGUGCAUCGACAAAUUUCAACAAGUUUCUAAGCAAGCAUUUACCAAACGGACAGGUGCGGGCGGUGUGUUUGGGCCAUUAAUCGAGGCACAGCAUCACAGUAGGUACAAAACUACAAAUUUGUCAGAAGCGCUGCAGAAGGCUUUCGGAGAAGACACAAUACUUUUCGGGGGUCAACGCGACCCAACACAUGAGCCAAUAACACGGGUUGGUGUUUCAGCGGCCACUCCCAGCCGCCAUACUUUCCUUCUUUCAAACUAUCAGCGACCUCAAGUUGCUAGUGUUGGCCGUCCUACAUAUACCUUUUAUCGAGGUGAAACAGCGGAGGAGGAACUAAAGGUUUGGGAAGCUCUUCGCGCAACCUCAGCUGCCCCGAGGUAUUUCAAAUCAUUCUACCACAAAGCUUCAGGUUAUACAUUCUAUGAUGGUGCUAUCACAUGUAACAAUCCUAUCUUUCUCGCACAUACUGAGCGUAAAAUACUUUGGCCCGAGCAACAUGAAAGAGAUCCAGACAUUCUACUCUCAAUCGGCACUCUUUGGAGUAACCAAGAUGGAUCUAGUUCAGAAAUUGACAAAGCUAACCCAAAAGGAAAAUUUGGUGUGCGCCAGUAUGUGAAGAACCUGUUUGGUAUCAUGAUGGCCGCUGUUCAUGACGAUUUGGAUUGCGAGAAAACAUGGUCUAGUUUCUACGACAGCCUGAAUAUAUCGGAAGGGGAUGGACAUCGAAAGAAAAAGUAUUGGCGAAUUAAUCCUAAAAUUCCCAACACACCACCCGCCCUGGAUUCGGUAUCCAGUAUGGACGACCUACAGGACAUCGCCCGGAAAUAUUGCUCAACAUCUCCGGAGAUCAAAAAUGUCGCCUCAACACUCAUAGCCUCCCUCUUCUACUUUCAGAUGAAAAGUGCCUCGAAAAUCACUCUAUCAGGAUUCCAGACGUGUGAAGGUAAGGGAUAG